AUGUCUCUGAACGCAGAUAGUGCUUUUCAAGACCUGAAGAAGUAUUUUGAUGAACAUGGAAAAAAGCUUAAAUUAGUUGAGCUUUUCAAAAAUGACCCGCAGCGUUUUGAAAAACUUAGUUUGAAGCUUGAUGUACCGAAUGGACAAAUAUUGUUCGACUAUUCAAAAAAUCUUGUUGAUGAAGAGUUGAUGGCGAAAUUGUUCGCAUUGGCUCGUUCUCGUCACGUAGAAGACAUGCGUAAAGCUAUGUUCACUGGAGAAAAGAUUAAUUUUACAGAGGACCGUGCAGUGCUUCAUACGGCCUUACGAAAUGUGAAGAACCGACCUAUUACUUUGGGGUCGCAAAACGUGACUGAAGACGUUAAUAAAGUUUUGGCUCACAUGAAGCAGUUUUGUGAUCAAGUUAUUGGUGGCGAGUGGAAAGGAUAUACCGGUGAAAAAAUAACAGAUGUUGUCAAUAUUGGUAUUGGAGGAUCAGACUUGGGUCCACUGAUGGUGACUGAAGCUUUACGUCAUUACCAAGUAGGACCUAAAGUGCACUUUGUUUCGAAUAUCGAUGGAACUCAUCUUCAUGAGGUUUUGAAAAGAGUUAGACCAGAAACUACAAUCUUUAUUAUUGCGUCAAAAACGUUUACUACUCAAGAAACUAUCACGAAUGCUGAGUCAGCUAAGGAGUGGUUUCUAGCAGCAGCAAAGAAACCCGAAGCUGUAGCUAAACAUUUCGUCGCUCUGUCCACGAAUGCACCGAAGGUUAAGGCUUUCGGUAUCGACGAGGCAAAUAUGUUCGCAUUUUGGGAUUGGGUUGGAGGCAGAUAUUCACUUUGGUCAGCAAUUGGUCUCUCGAUAGCAGUACAUAUUGGCUUUGAAAAUUUCCAUAGCCUUCUUGAAGGUGCCAAUGCUGCAGAUGAACAUUUUGUCGAAAGUCCGUUGGAAAAAAAUAUACCAGUCAUUAUGGGUCUUCUCGGGAUUCUUUAUAUCAAUCUGUAUAAUGCAGAAACACACGCUUUGCUACCAUACGAUCAAUAUAUGCAUCGGUUCGCUGCUUAUUUCCAGCAAGGUGAUAUGGAGAGUAACGGUAAAUUUGUUACCAGGGACGGGGUCCAUGUUGAUUAUUCUACUGGACCGAUCGUUUGGGGAGAGCCUGGAACAAAUGGCCAGCACGCUUUUUAUCACUCUUCUUGUUUUUUUUUAGGGACGAGAUUGAUACCUGCAGAUUUUAUUGCCCCGGUGAACAGCCUUAAUCCUAUUAGGAAUAACCUACACCAUAAUAUUUUGCUUUCCAACUUUUUGGCUCAAACUGAGGCAUUGAUGAAAGGAAAGACUGAAGAAGAAGCAAAGAAGGAAUUGAUGGCUUCCGGUAUGCAGGAAGAACAAAUGAAAAAGAUUUUCCCACAUAAGAUGUUUGAAGGCAACCGGCCUACCAGUUCAUUUCUACUGACAAAGAUAACUCCAUCUACACUAGGUGCUUUGAUAGCACUCUAUGAGCAUAAGAUAUUCGUUCAAGGCGUUAUUUGGAAGAUCAACAGUUACGACCAAUUCGGUGUUGAACUUGGUAAGCAGCUAGCAUCUAAAAUUUUGCCAGAAAUUACUACGACUACUCCGGUUAGCACCCAUGAUGCUAGUACAAAUGGACUGAUGAACUACAUAAAGUCCCACCGUUCUUGA
Messenger RNA from Enterobius vermicularis (human pinworm), 1665 nucleotides. The record is from the annotation of a GenBank genome assembly. Lineage: Eukaryota; Metazoa; Nematoda; Chromadorea; Rhabditida; Oxyuridae.